Messenger RNA from Oreochromis niloticus (Nile tilapia), 3522 nucleotides. RefSeq names its product paired box 2b (gene pax2b). The record is from RefSeq and is a predicted model, not a curated record. Gene Ontology annotation, molecular function: RNA polymerase II cis-regulatory region sequence-specific DNA binding; DNA-binding transcription factor activity, RNA polymerase II-specific. Gene Ontology annotation, biological process: regulation of transcription by RNA polymerase II; anatomical structure development. The transcript has 10 exons. NCBI's taxonomy places the organism in Eukaryota, Metazoa, Chordata, Actinopteri, Cichliformes, Cichlidae. Bases 542 to 1720 code for a protein of 392 amino acids.
GAGAGGCUUCAUUUCCAACCCAAAGAUCCAGCCUAACGCAUCCAGCGCGAAAGAGAAACCCCGACGUGUGUGUGCUUGUGUGUGUGUGCGUGCGCGCAGGUUCCCUUCGCCGUUUUGACGCGUGAAUCAAAGCCACCAGGACUAAAGGAGAUACCGGGCCCUGCACACUGGAACCUGAACGUUUCGUUUCUGUAAAAGAGACCCAGUUUGCCCGCUGGCAUGCUGUGAGAAUUACCUCUGGUCACUCCAGGCUUUGAAAAAAUACCGAUAAACUGAGCACAGGUCGUGUUUCUGAAACAAUCCUUCGGUCAUGCUUUGCACCUGCCAGACCUCCGCUGCAGGACGGGACUGUUAAAGAAAAGAAGGGCAACUUUGAGGGGGAAGAAGUUGCCAUUAGAUCGGUUGCUGAAGCGGGGGUGGAGGGGCAAACUUAGUCCCUCCAUCGAGUAGAAUCACCUUUUUUUCUUCUUCACAUUUUCAUUCUUGAUAGGAAGGCGAAACGGCGACUUCAGUUGAUUAUCUCUCUUUCCUUUGCUAUCCAAUGGAUAUUCACUGCAAAGCAGACCCCUUUACAGCGAUGCACCUUGUAUCCCACGUAGGGCACGGAGGUGUGAACCAGCUCGGCGGGGUGUUUGUGAACGGCAGACCCCUCCCGGACGUGGUGAGACAGCGGAUAGUGGAGCUGGCCCAUCAGGGCGUCCGGCCCUGCGACAUCUCCAGGCAGCUGCGGGUCAGCCACGGCUGCGUCAGCAAGAUCCUGGGCAGAUACUACGAGACUGGCAGCAUCAAACCAGGGGUAAUUGGUGGGUCUAAACCCAAAGUGGCCACGCCAAAGGUUGUGGAAAAAAUAGCAGACUACAAGAGACAAAACCCAACCAUGUUUGCCUGGGAGAUCAGAGACAGACUUCUGGCAGAGGGCAUCUGCGACAAUGACACUGUUCCCAGCGUCUCAUCCAUUAACAGGAUCAUCCGAACAAAAGUCCAGCAGCCUUUCCAUCCAUCUCCUGAUGGGACAUCUCUGUCGACACCAGGCCACACAAUUGUACCAAGCACAGCCUCUCCACCUGUAACUAGCGCCUCCAACGACCCUGCGGGAUCCUAUUCCAUCAAUGGAAUUCUGGGUAUUCCACGAUCCAAUGGUGAAAAGAGGAAAAGAGAUGAAGAUGGUUCAGAUGGUUCUGGCCCAAACAGUGAUUCUCAGGGUAGUGUGGAGAGUUUACGGAAACACCUGAGGGCAGAUGCCUUCACACAGCAGCAGCUGGAAGCGUUGGACCGGGUCUUUGAACGCCCCUCGUACCCUGACGUCUUCUCUACGACGGAACAUGUCAAACUAGAACAGGCUAAUGAGUACUCGCUUCCUGCCCUGAAUUCCAGCCUGGACGAAGGCAAACCCAGUUUAUCCUCUAGCGCCAACCCAGACCUGGGCCCCAGCGUGUCGCAAAGCUACCCUGUAGGUCGGGAUAUGGCCAACACAACCUUACCUGGGUAUCCCCCUCACGUUCCCCCUACAGGCCAGGGCAGCUACCCAACCUCCACGCUCGCUGGAAUGGUUCCUGGGAGUGAGUUUUCGGGGAACCCCUACAGUCAUCCACAGUACACAACCUACAAUGAAGCCUGGCGAUUCAGCAACCCAGCAUUACUAAGUUCCCCUUAUUAUUAUAGUGCCGCAUCGAGAGGCUCCGCCCCUCCCACUGCUGCCACUGCCUAUGACCGUCACUAGUUACCAUGGAAACCAAAUCAACCUGCAGGACCAUGGCCUCAGCCUCCAUAUUGCCCCGGUGUGAGCAGCAUGGUCCACUGGACACUGAGCAACUGCGCAUAAAAUAUUCCUGGCUCACACAAAAAGAAACUAAACGGUUUUUGGGAUUUGUGACAACUUCAGUCCUCUCUCAUCGCAGCUUUGUUGGACCAUCAAAGCCAAACUUAAUCUCCAAGACAUCAUCACGGACAGUGAAAGUUGCUACACACAUGAUGAAACUUGUGGCUAAAUGCAGUGAUUUAAAAAAUAAAAUAAAAGGAAAAAGACUCUAAAAAAAGAAAAGAAAAGUCAAGAAUUCUUUCCCCCUUUAGCAGUACCACAGUUUCAUCCCAUCACGGAUCAAUACUGUACAUUCCUUUUUCUUGAAGGCUCUCAGCAGGGACACUGUCCAGAGCUUAAAAUGUAGCAGCAGCCUUUUUUCCCCACUUUUCCAAUUUGUCUCCCUCUCGAUUCAAACGGCAGUGCAGAGAGAUCAGAGGAGAUUAGCAGCAACACGUGCAGGCUGUGGCAGCCUAAUGUUGAUUUUAUCCAUUUGAACAGUCACCGACUGAACAUCCAGCAUGAGUAAAUCGAUCGCUUUUGAUGCCAUGAGAAGAUUAGGACAUGUUCUCUGUGAUACACAAUCAAGAUGUAAAAAUGAAAAUGAAAUAAAUAAAGAAACAUCCGUUUGAAAAUAGAUGGAGCCAUGACUAUAUAGCACCAUGGCCCGCUAUUUGCAAGACUUCGAGAAACUAGUAAAUAUAUUCUUAAAAUGAUUUUUUUAUUUCAUUUUUAUAAUUCGUAAUGACUCAACUGCAGACUGCUUGGCUAGUGUUUCACUAUGUCUUAUUUGUCAGGAUUCAAGAGGUCAUCAGGCAAAACUUUUUUUGUGUUUUUUUUUUUUGUUAAUUUUGCACUAUUUUGGAGGUUUGCAACACUGGAGCGUUAUUAUGCAGAAAACUGACAUGCAUCUUUGCUUUAUUUCACAAAACUGGCUGUAAGUCCAAAAGGCACUUACAGUUAAUCUUGUAUUUCAAGGCCCAUCAUGUCACUGCCUUGACGUGCACUAUACUAUGUUCUCACAGCUUACAUUUCUAUUUAAGUUGAUUAAGUCUUUGGCAUUCAACCACAAAAAAAGGAUAUAACAGCCAUCCCAAGUAAAAACACUAUCAUCAUUUGUCUAGUCUGAUAACUGAAGCGUUCAGAUUCACUCUGAUAAGAUGAUUCUGAUGACUCCAACAAAAUCAAAAAGCAGGGCGACGUUUUCAGCUAAAUGCCUUAAACAUGCUCCUUCCUAACUUUAGCCCCCUCGUCCCCCUCCAACAUGUUUCAGGCCAAGUCAUUUGUUUGAAUCAAGCUGGAAUGAUGGUUUCUUCAUCUGUCAAGUGAAUGUAUUUGCAUUUGCCAAAGACUUAGUUCUCAUUAAUGUUUAUUUACAGGCCGCCUAUAUGCAUCACGAGAGCAGUAUUAUUGUUAUUAUUAUUAUUAGGAAAAAAAACCCGCAUUGUUCAUGAGGAAAAGUAUAUGUAUAAAUUCUAUGCAGUGCAGAGAUGGUCAUCAUAUGCAUAUUCAGCUGUAAACCUAAAGGUAGGUGGAGUUUAUUUAAUGUUAUGUUAUUUACAAAUUGUUCAUUUUGUAGAAGCAUUCUUUGUGUGUGAUGUGAAGACACUUCUCUGUAAAUACAGUAAGAAAAAAUGUCUUUCAUGUUCAUGGGUAUUAUCACUUUCAUUAUGCUGAUAUCACUUGUACAAUAAUAAAAGUGUCUGAAAUCUUUUACGCAAAAG